AUGGUUAGGUUCCUAGCUCUGUGUCUGUGGGACAUCGUGGACAGCUCUGGAGUUCGCAUCUACCUGACGUCACGCCUACGUCAGCAUGACGCGGGCAUCCUGGAAAUCGGCGUCAGCACAGACGACCAUCACGUGGUGCCACCCCUGUCUCCUGGCUUUGUCUCCAGGGGAUACUGCAGCGCCGAGUGCUUGAAAGAGAGCAUGGACAUCGCCAGUGUGAAUGAGGUGCACGUCUUCGCCAAUAUGCUGCACUCCCACCUGCUGGGGUAUGGCAUGAAGAGCCGAGUGGUGCGUGGAGACCAAGAGCUCAAACCGCUGGCAGCAGACAACAACUACGACUUCGAUUACCAAGAAAUGAGAUCGCUUGCCAAGGAGUUCACAUUGCGUAAGGGUGAUCGGCUGCUUGUUGACUGCCUGUACAAGUCUCCAAGUAAAAAAGAAAUCACAUUUGGUGGUCUGGGAACUCGUGACGAGAUGUGCCUUAGCUUCCUGCUCUACUACCCGAAGCUACCCGUCAGUUUCUGCAUCUCCAGUUUCCUCUACAACAACAUGCCUGCAGGGGAAACAAGUAUCAAGGAGUAUGUGCAAAAAUUGGACUUCACCAAAGCAGAAACGCAUCAAAACUUCACCAAACUUACCAAUGAGUCGGAUGUCAAUGCUCUCUGUUAUGGGAACAGAUGGUUCAAGAGCGCCUUCAUCAGGAAAUCUCAGAGCGACCUGCGACCUACCUCUCCCUACGUGGAGCCUUCACGCUGCCCGAAGAACUGAGGAUUCAAACUUUAAACCAUUGGAAGAUAGUUAAUGGUCCAAUGUCAAGUCCAGUAUACGGCAACAGUCUUCAAGAGGCUACCUCUCUUUAGCAAAGAACGAAAACAGGAUAUACCGUGUCAAACUGAAACUCUCUCUUUCUCUCUCUGUCUCUCUAUCUGUCUGUCUGUCUGUCUAUCUG
Aplysia californica (California sea hare) is the source of this 949-nucleotide messenger RNA. Its product is annotated as DBH-like monooxygenase protein 1 homolog. NCBI's taxonomy places the organism in Eukaryota, Metazoa, Mollusca, Gastropoda, Aplysiida, Aplysiidae. Gene Ontology annotation, molecular function: copper ion binding; dopamine beta-monooxygenase activity. The coding region runs from base 1 to 768 and encodes 255 amino acids. Gene Ontology annotation, cellular component: secretory granule membrane. Gene Ontology annotation, biological process: dopamine catabolic process; norepinephrine biosynthetic process; octopamine biosynthetic process. The record is from RefSeq and is a predicted model, not a curated record. The transcript has 7 exons.